AUUGUGUCUCAACUUAUACGAUUUUUUAAGUUGAGACACAAUGAUGCUGUAUUUUAUUCCCAAUGAUAGAGACAAAUGCUUUCGGAUUUAGUCCUUAACUAAAUCGUAGUAGAGUAAAUCUAAACUGAACCGAUGCGGGGUCCCCAGACCAAGUGAGGUGCAGUUCUUGGUUUGCGCUACUGGUUCCUGGAGAGCGGGUCGGGUUCCUGGUGAGCGGGUCUGGUUCUGGUGGGCGGUUUGGGUUCCUGGGGAGCGGUAGGCCUACUGGUUCUUGCGGAGCCUCUGUCUGUCGUGCAGCGUGAUCAGGAAGUCCUCAGCGCUCCCUUGCUGGAUCUCUUUCAACAGUGACGAAUGGGCUGAAAGAUGGAUGUCAACCGGAAGGAUUUCUACAUCGGUCUGUCUUUGGCGAUCGGAUCCAGUGUCUUUAUCGGGGCGAGCUUUAUUUUGAAAAAGAAAGGCUUGCUACGAUUGGCCAGCAAGGGUUCAAUGCGAGCAGGCCAGGGAGGUUAUUCGUACCUUAAAGAAUGGCUGUGGUGGGCGGGGCUGAUCUCAAUGGGUGUUGGCGAAGCUGCAAACUUUGCAGCAUAUGCGUUUGCACCUGCAACCCUUGUGACCCCUCUCGGAGCCAUGAGUGUACUCGUAAGUGCUGUGCUGUCCACCCAUUUUCUGAAUGAGAAGUUGAACGUCCAUGGAAAAGUGGGGUGCCUGUUGUGCAUCUUUGGCUCCACGGUGAUGGUGGUGCAUGCGCCCCAGGAGGAGGAGGUGGCCUCGCUCGGCAGCAUGGCUGAGAAGCUCAAAGACCCCGGCUUUAUUGUUUUCGCCACUUCCGUGGUUCUGAUCAGCCUGGUCCUCAUUUUCGCCGUGGCGCCCAAAUACGGCCAGAAGAACGUCCUGGUCUACAUCCUGAUCUGCUCCGUGAUUGGCUCGCUGUCCGUGUCCUGCGUGAAGGGCCUGGGCAUCGGCUUCAAGGAGCUGGUGGCCGGGACGGCCGUGCUUAAGGAGCCGCUCUUUUGGUGCCUGCUCGUCUGCCUGGUGAUCUGCGUGAGCGUCCAGAUCAGCUACCUGAACAAAGCGCUGGACAUCUUCAACACCUCCAUCGUCACGCCCAUCUACUACGUGUUCUUCACCACCUCGGUCAUGGCCUGCUCGGCCAUCCUCUUCAAGGAGUGGCUGCGGAUGAACACGGACGGCGUGGUGGGCACCGUCAGCGGGUUCCUCACCAUCAUCAUGGGGAUACUGCUGCUGCACGCCUUCAAGGACAUCCCCUUCACCUGGGAGACGCUGCCGCUGUACCUGAGGAACGGCCUGCAGGGGGCGCCCUGGCAUCAGCUCCCCUAUGCAGCCCUCCCCGGACACCAGAGCGAGAAGGCAGAAGAGGGCGGGCCGACGAUGGGGGGGUAUCCCCCAGGAAGCCCUGUGAGGAGGAAGGGCAGCCUUGGGGCGGUCUAGCCACUAACACCCCCCCCCCCCCCCAAGAAA
Messenger RNA from Gadus macrocephalus (Pacific cod), 1479 nucleotides. RefSeq lists its product as uncharacterized. Lineage: Eukaryota; Metazoa; Chordata; Actinopteri; Gadiformes; Gadidae. Gene Ontology annotation, molecular function: magnesium ion transmembrane transporter activity. Bases 364 to 1449 code for a protein of 361 amino acids. Gene Ontology annotation, biological process: magnesium ion transport. Gene Ontology annotation, cellular component: membrane. The record is from RefSeq and is a predicted model, not a curated record. The transcript is spliced from 6 exons.